Messenger RNA from Xyrauchen texanus (razorback sucker), 3462 nucleotides. RefSeq names its product protein FAM118B-like. The record is from RefSeq and is a predicted model, not a curated record. The coding region runs from base 406 to 1503 and encodes 365 amino acids. The transcript has 8 exons. Lineage: Eukaryota; Metazoa; Chordata; Actinopteri; Cypriniformes; Catostomidae.
CAAACCACAUUUAUAGCAUAAUACCUUGUAAUUACUAGUUUGUAACCCCCCACUCACACACACACACAUCCGCAUACACAUUCGCAUACAUACACAAAACACACACAUGAUGCAUGGAAGCGUGUAAAGCCUCAGUCUGUGUACAGAAGGAUCCGCAGAGGCAAGUCUUUGGCCCUGUACUACAGUAAAGACUGAUCUAUUUAAGGACUUCAGUGGAUUUGACUAGAAAGCCUUUAUACUGGGACUGAUAACUCGCACAGGAACUGACAGACUUCAAGUUCAUACCAUAAAAAGUAAUUCUGUCCUUUUAAGAGUGUUCUUCGUCGUUAGUGAAUCUUUUGUUAGCCGAGUACAUUUAAAACGAUAUUGGGAUCAAACUUUACCACCUUUUUAUCAGGGAGUCGAAUGGCCUCUGUUGUUACAGUCAAGACAGAGAAGCGUCCUGCCCCUGAUUCUAAGGAUGGAGACACAGUGUCUAAGAAGGCCAGGAAGUUGUUGCCCAGCCUGAAGACCAAGCAUGCCCCUGAGCUGGUGCUGGUGAUCGGCACGGGGGUGAGCUCGGCCGUAGCUCCUCAGGUGCCUGCUUUACGCUCCUGGAAAGGUCUGAUCCAAGCGCUGUUGGAUGCUGCCAAUGACUUUGAUUUGCUUGAGGAGGAAGAGAGCCGCCGCUUCCAGAAAAGUCUGCAGGAAGACAAGAACCUGGUGCACGUCGCUCAUGACCUCAUCCAGAAACUUUCACCGCGGACGGGAAAUGUGCGCUCCACCUUUUUCAAAGACUGCCUCUACGAGGUGUUUGAUGAUCUGGAGUGUAAAAUGGAGAAUGCAGGGAAGCAUCUCCUCCGUUCAGUGCUGCAGUUAAUGGAGAGUGGAGCUCUGGUCCUCACCACCAACUUUGACAACUUGUUAGAGAUCUAUGCCGCACACCAAGGGACCAAGUUGGAGUCUCUGGAUCUCACAGAUGAGAAGAAGGUUCUGGAGUGGGCUCAGGAGAAGAGAAGGCUGAGUGUACUUCAUAUUCACGGUGUUUACACAAACCCCAGCGGUAUUGUACUGCAUCCUGCCGGCUACCAGAAUGUUUUGAGGAACACAGACGUCAUGAGAGAGAUCCAGAAACUCUAUGAAACAAAGUCAUUUGUGUUUCUGGGUUGUGGGAGGACUGUGGACGACACCACCUUCCAGGCGCUGUUUCUCGAGGCGGUCAAACACAAGUCCGAUCUUGAACAUUUCAUGCUGGUGCGUCGAGAGGACGUGGGGGAGUUCAAAAAGCUUCGCGAUAACAUGCUGGACAAGGGCAUUAAGGUCAUCUCAUAUGGCAAUGAAUACUCUGACCUGCCGGAGUACUUUGAGCGGCUGGCCAAUGAGAUUUGCAACCGUGACACGGAUCGGGACAUGGCGACCAAUGGCUGGGGAUCUCCCAUCUCACAGGGUGAAGACAGACAAAAUGGCUUUGCAGCCCAGAAAAACCUCCUGCAAGUGCAUGCUUCUAGAACAAUAGAAACAUAAACCUGAAUGCAGCAAAUGGCCCUCAUGUCUUGUUUUACACUGACUACACCUUUCCACUGUACUACGCCUGACCCCAUGUGCACUGUGGCUUCUACCCGUGAUGAAUUCAUCCGAUGCUUCCUGUUGUAACAAGGUUUUCCUCUCUCCCUGUCCAGACUUCAACUUAUGACACAAGUGGCAGUCUGAGAGCUUUUCAUCAGCUCCACUAUACAGUUCAGUUGCCCCCCUCCGCUCUAGUCUGGUAUGACUACAUCUUCACAUACAACAUUCUCAAUUCUCCUCUUAAACGGAGCACUGUUGCUUACCGUCACAAGGGAAAGGCGUAAAGAAAAACAUCACCAAGAAAACUGUGAACUCUGUCAACUCCAAAACAUGUUUAUGAAAAGUGUGUGAGGGAGCAUGUUGUGGAUUUAUUUUGUAUUUUUUUUUUAAAUGUUGUGGUGUUAAGUGAUGUGUGGACCAAGAAUGAUAUGCAGGACUGGCCUGAUCUUAAAGGAAUAAUUCAACCAAAAAAUACAAAGUCAUCAUUUACUCACCCUCACGCUGUUCCGUACCUGAUGUUUAGCAAAAUGUUGAUGCUGUUCUUCUCCAUACAUUGAAAGCAUAUAGUAAGCACAGGCUGUCAAGCUUUAAAAAGGACAGAAAAUAAUGAUUAAAGUAGUCCAAAUGACUUCUGAAAUCAUACGAUAGCUUUGUGCAAGAAACAGACUGCAGUUUGAAGCGCUUUUCACUGAAAAUCUUCCCCUUCGCCACAGCUCCCAAAUCUCAUUCGUACUUACGCAUAUUUAAACCUGCCAUGUUGUGACUGGUCAUUUGACUUACACAAACCAAUGAUGUUUGACAUGUUGAGAUUUCUUUACGCAUCUGUGGCAGCGGGGGCGUGGUCAAGUGCCCGUCCGGAGAGAGGGAAGCGGUAAGGGCACUUACACCUGAGCUAAAUUAUGUCUAACACCUGUCUCUAAUUCCAGUUAGCACGGGGAGAGCGGAUAAAAGACCCACGCCACCAACACUUGAGAGAGAGAGUCUGGGAGUGAAUUGAUUACUACAGAACCUGUUACACUGGUGUGUCUAAUGCAUCCCGGCAAGGGACUGGAGGAUCUCGGCCAGCUGGGAGGACUCCAUGGGGCGUACUUGGAAAUCCCAGGUUUCGGCACCAGUGUAACUGGUUCUGUAGUUAAGGAGGACACGAAGGCGAGUAGCUCCUCUCAAGGUAAAUAUUUAAUUACAAUUUUACACAGCUUUUAAUUUAUAGCAAUCAAUUCACUCCCAGACUCUCUCUCUCAAGUGUUGGUGGCGUGGGUCUUUUAUCCGCUCUCCCCGGACGUCAUAUUUAAAUAAAUGCAAAUGCAGAUUAUCAGUGAAUAAUGGUCUGUUUUCUGGAGCUCCACAAAAUAAAGAAAUUCAUACGGGUUCGGAACAAAGUAAUUGAGUAAAUUAUGAGCGAAUUUUCAUUUUUGACCCAACUACCCUUUAAACAUGAGGUAUCAAAUGUGGCUUUCCAGUUGCCACGGACAAGAUGGACAAAAAGGAGGGCAGUUUUUGCAGUUGCAGUGUCGUCUCCAGUAAAUGCACCUGUAAUAUAUGAAUGGUCAUUAUCUGUCCUCUAAAAAGGACGAAAUGCAAUAAACAUGCCUUGUCAAGGUGACUGAGAUGUGAAUGAAAAGCAUUGUGAUUUCUCAGGCUGUACUUAAAGCGUCUCGGCUUCCCUAAAUCUACUUGAAAUGGUCACAUGACAAAUGAAAAUGAUGAUAAAAUGCCAUUAUUCCCCUCAAGCUGCCAGUUAAUGAAAGACAUGUAUUUCAAUACAUGUUAUUGCACUUUGAGAGUUAUUUCCCAUUUAUAGGCCUAGGCCAUUUGUGCUAAACAAGAUGUAAACAAUGUUUAUGAACCUUUUGUAUUUUACUACAGUGGUCAUCUUUUAGGUAUUCAUAUGCUGUUUUAAAAUAAAACAUGUGCAAC